AGGACCAAUGUUAAGAGAGCACACGUCACUCACUUUUACCCAAAAAUAUUAUCGCCGACCACCCCAAUUUUUCUCGGCCGUUUCAAUAUUUUUGCAAAAGCUUUCCGUCGGCUUAAACUGUCGAAGCCAAAUGGAAAUGAAGCGGCUGCUGUGUCCAUCGGCGUUGAUUUCUUGGGGGGACGGUGUAAGCUUUCACUCAGCUCAGCAUCAGUGAAAAUGGCCCUGGCUAACGACUGGAAAACAGCACGCAGAAAUGGAAGCAGACGAUAGCUAGCCUAGGCGGUAAGAAGAAGGCGUGACAGGCCUCAUCCAUCUGCAACUGUGCUCUGCAACUGGAUGCGAUUGCUGAGUUACAUUAAAAUGAGAGGCAGUCAAAUAUGCGAUAGAUUAUCUCCCUCGUCUGCCAGGGGAACUCACUUCCCUCUAGUUUCAUCGCAUCGAUUAGAGGAAACGGUAAGAUUUUACAAGGUGAGCAAAACGAGACUGAAAAAGUGAGUUCUGCCGAAGCCAGUCUACUUUUUGCCUUCCCACAAGAUGAAUAAUGAAGGAUUUAUCAUAGAUUACAUCUUGUGCCCAUGCAGAUAGAAACAAUAGCAUCAGUGCAAAUACUGCAAGUCUCCCGUUGUUUAUUAGUUUUUGAAUUGCAUAGGUUUAUUUGACUGUUAAUGGCAGUUUGGUUGGAUUGAAUAGGCUUAUUACCUGUCACAUAGAGAGAACAAAGGCAACAACCCAGUCCAGUCUUUAACCGGGCAGUGUAUACAGCAUUAAGUGAUUUACAUGCAAUAAUGACUCAUUGUUGUAGAUGACUUAUUAUUAAUAUAAUGGAAUAGUUGAAUUUUUAAUAUUCUUAUUUGCAUUUCAUAUCCUCUGCCUUCCUGUACACAGCAUCUUAUAAUGUUUGAUUACAGCCAUUGUUCCUAUUUAAUAAUUACAUCAUUGCAAAUGUCAUUUGAAACACUGUUAUGAAACUAAAGAGAAUACCAAGCAUUUUUACAUUUUUAUCAGAACAGUAUAAAGCUGUGCACUCAGAAACUUUAAAAAGUUGAUCCAAGUAUGUCAGUAAGGUACAUAAUUUUCAAUUUUUUGCAGAACAGUUGGAUCCUCAUUUAAAAAGUUCAGUCUCUUAAAUUGUGUAUUGUUCUUUGUUAUUUAAUGCCACACCUCUCUGCAUGUACCUCUUCUUCAAUUUAUACUAGGUAAUUGCAGAGAUAGCCACAUAUGCUGUAUUUGUUCUGUGGAUCUCACCUGAGUGGACAAAAGUGUGAGAUACUGUAAACCACAGAACUGCUACAGCAUGUAUGGGUUAACAGAGUAGGUAAGCCAUUAUAUAACAUCGUAAUAAUGUGGGUCAAAUCUCUUCAGUCGCUGUGUUUUUUAAUGAUGGUCUACCUCCUCCCACCUCUGUCUUGCCUUCAUGAAAUAGGUCUAUAAUGGCAAUGUUGACAGUGACUUUUGCCUUUUUAGAACCUCCUUUAGAACCUAUUGAUAAAAAGAGUUCACAUUCAUGCACCAAUUCUGUUUGUGCUGCAAUGCACCUGAGCCACAUCAUGCUAAAGGAACUUCUUGGCUGAACAAGGAUGAGGAAUCUUGCUUAGAUGAAGGAAAAUGUCGACGCAGUAACUCUCAAAGGAAAAAAAGAAGUCAUUUAAACUUCUUGUUAAAACUUUUUUUUACACCGUUUUGAAAUUAGGUGGAACUCCUUACCAGUCAAAAAGACAUUUUACCCUUUGAUCAUAAACUCAUCUUUUCUGACUACCCCACUCAUUUUGGAAGUUGAGUGUGGGCAGCGGAUGAUCAACAGGAAGUAGCAACACCAGAAGUAAACCUCUGGAGAGACAAACUUUAGAUUUAGGACAUUCAGGUAGUUUUUUGAAAAUUGUAUCAUAACCUCACCUUUUGGGUAAAAAUUUGCUUUUUUUUUUCAAGACUCAUUGGUGGGAUCAUUGUUGCCGCUCCUAGCUCUGGAGGUUUGGCCCUACACCCUCAUGUGCAAGUGAGUGGGAAAUGUUCCAAUUUGGAAAAUACAAUCUGGACAUUAUAGAGAUGUUAAGUGGGCACCAGGCCCACCAGUUCAAAGGCCUCGGUUUAGAUCGGCAACUACAACAUCAACAGCAAGUGCAACUUCACCAGCAUCAACUCCAGCAGCAGCAGCAGCAGCAGGCUGAAUCAUCUGGAGCUCUUCUGUCUGGACUUGGCUUGGGCCCCCUGCAGGGGUCAAGAGGUAACGCCUUUUCUGAUUCUGCCUCCAUUUUUGCCAAGAUGAGUGCCCCUCCUCCCCCACCUUUACAACAACAGCCUUCCUCAUCUCAAAGCUCUCGUUCAAAGUCAAGCAAGAUGAGCAGCAGCAGCUCAAGCCAUUCUUCAGGCUACCCACAGUUCCUGCGCUCUUUCCACCCGUCUGAGGCAGCACUAGCACAGGACCAGUUACACCCAAGUGUAGGCCGCUUUGAGCACUUUGCUGGGGGAAGUAGCAGUAGUGGGAGUGCUGGGGGAUUAGGAGGAUUAGUAACAUCAGCACCUCCACCCCCUCCUCCUCUGCAUCCUGGCCUCUCUGUUCCCCAAGCAUCAUCUGGUCCCUCCUCCUCCUCUCCUUCCCCUUCAACCUCUGUGGCCACCUCUAAUAACCCCUCCAGCAGCAGUGCAGUCAGCUCAUUGGGACACCAGUUAGUUGGAGCCCAAUCUGAUGCACGGAGCCUUCACCAACAGUUUAGUUGCAUGUUAGCUGCUAAUCAGUAUUUCCUUUCAGGUGUGCCUGCUAAUGCUAGUUUAGAGCAAUUUCUUGUGCAACAGGGAACCCAUAACCAUUUAGGAAUUGGUUUAAGUCAGACAGGUGGGGAGCCUAGUACUAGUCUCGCUCCACCUCCUGCUCUGCAUUCUUCUCACUCACAUGGCCACUCCACUCCCCAGCCACAACAGGCUCCACAGCAGCCUCCCCAGCAGCAACAACUUCCUCCUCACACCCUUUCCCAUCCUCACUCUCAUUCGCAUCCUCACCACCCGCUUCACCCAGGCUCCCAGCCUUCAUCACUGAGUGGCUUUGACUUCCAGGGUAUCCCUGUACUUUCAUCAAAUCAGAUAGCGUCUUUGAUGCAGCAAGAAGCAGGUUUACCCCUCCCCUUGCCACUUCAUUUGUCCUUAUCUAAGGAUGAUAGCAAAGGGGAAAGCAGUGGAGGUGGAAGUAGUAGCAGUGGUAGCAGUAGCAGCAGGAGGAAGAAAGCUAUGGCUGGAUAUUUACCACAGAGAAAAUCUGAUAGCACUAGUAAUAGCAGUAACAGCCAUGGCCAUAACAGCCAUAGCGGUAAUCCCAGCAGUAGUAGUAAUGGUGCUGGGUUAGGUCAUGGUCAGCCCCCAGCUUUAAUUGGGAGUGGAGUUAGUAUAUCAAAUAUGGGUGGAGACCCAUCAUCCCUUCUUGCCUCUUCAUCUUCAUCUUCGUCAGUAGUCUCUUCCUCCUCCUCCUCUGCUCCCUCUUCCACUGCUGCCUCAGUACUGGUUACUAAUGAUUCUCAUCUUUCUAAAUCUGACAACCAGAGCUCAAUGCAACCCAAUCCCACAGAGUCUGAUUCAGAGCCCGUUUAUAGUUGUGGAGAUUGUGGUAAAAGCUUCCCUCACCUUUCAAGCCUUCGCAGGCAUUUGCGCAUGCAUGAGCCAACCACAGCAGGUACUAGCAAUACUGCCACGACUGGCCCAAACCCUGUUCAUAUUAAAGCUCAGACUGACCCAAGCCUUCCUCAUUCGACACAAGACACGCCCCAGCCCCCAUCUAAUUCCUGUUCUAGCCCAGACAAAAUAUUUCAUUGCCCAGAUUGUGGCAAAGGCUUUAAGAAAAAAGGGCACCUCCUGCAACAUGGGGUUAUACACUCUUCAGCUCGCCCAUAUGGCUGCUCCACCUGUUCUCGGGCUUUUAAUCGUAGAGAGUCACUGACACGUCAUGAGAAGAUACAUGAGGAAAAGCCAUUCCGAUGUCCCGCCUGUGGUCGUGCCUUCCGUGAGAGCACCUCUCUACUCAACCAUGCUGCCUCAGGCACCUGCGGCAAGCCAGGCUACCAUGAUGACCACCGUUCUCAAGGUAAUCCAUCUCCAUGCUACUCUGGUGCCUCCCCCCUUGGAAGUGGGAUGGCGGGCCCAGCUCUGAGAAAGGCACCCUUGGCCCCAACACUGCAUCCACACUCACAGAGCCACAACCAGCACCACCAUCCGCAACAACAGCCCCACCUGCCCCUUUCUUCUCUACUGGAUGACUCAGAGGAUGAUGUCACUAGCUCUGUCAAUAAUGCAAUCUCUGCUAUAACAGCAGCUAGUAACAGUGGAAAUAGAGGGGAUGAUAGGGGAGACAUCAUAGGAGGUCUGCUAGGUGGUCUUGGUUUAGGUCCUAUGGGCUCACCCUCAUCAACAUCUGGUAUGGAUAAGAAUUUCAGAGGAGGUGGGAGCCAGGAGGUUAUGAGCAGCAACCCGCAGAAUCCUACUGCCAAACCAAAACGUCCCCGCAAACCUAGAGCUAAGAAAGACCCUGAAGAGGCUGGACAGCCCCAAAAACGUAGGCAAUACACCCCCAGAAUGGGGCCAAGUGGGCUCCCACGCACUCACCUCUGUAGUGUCUGUGGUAAGGGAUUUGCACGCCGUGAGACACUGCGCCGUCAUGACCGAAUCCACACAGGGGAAAAACCCCAUCACUGCACUGUGUGUGGAAAGUAUUUUAGGGAGGCUUUCCAUCUUAGCAAGCAUCAAACUGUCCACUCUGGGGCAAAGAAUUACAAAUGCAACAUCUGUGGAAAAGAGUUUGGCUACUCCCAGAGCCUCAGGAGGCACAGCAAACUGCAUCAGAAAGGGGAGCUGGAAGAGGUGCCCACAACACCAGCUCCUGAGAACUUAAACAGCUUUAACCCAAACCCUCAAUGUAGCGUGGCCCAAGACAGGAGCCAGAACCAAGUACCAAGCACCUCCUCCUAUUAUUCUUACACUCAAGACGUCAAGCCUCAAGACACCAACCCCCAGCAACAGCCUCCACCACCACCCCAACCACAGCCACCCCCUCCCCCUCGACUGUACACCUGUGCUAUAUGUUGGAAGUCGUUCCGCCAUCACUUUCAUCUGACUGCUCAUCACCAGACAGUUCAUGAGAGUGGGAGUGAAAAGCUCUUUUGCUGUGAGGUAUGCGGGAAAGCAUUUGCUUACUCCAAUAGCCUCACUAGACAUAAGCAAUCACAGCAUGGGAUUACCCGUAAUGAGUCAUCCAACCCUCAAGAAGGCAGCAGCGGGUCUGGAGACAACAGAAGUGGAAGUGAUGUCAAUCAGUCAGCAUCAGAGAGUGAGGCUGCCACCAAUGCCCUCCUGCAAAUGGCUCCUACCUCAGAAGGCCACGGAGGGCAGGGUCUCAGUGUCGUCACUCACAGCCACCAACAGGCACCUCCACAGCCACCAGCUGGUUACUCUCCCCUCUUUUAUGAUGCAGCUCAUUCUUCAGCCUCUAAUGCUCCAUCUUACUCACAGCCUCUGCCUCCAAACUCCACUCUCAUGGCCCCCCAGCACCCUCAUUCCCCAGCCGGGGUGAAAGGGGAGCACAUAUAUCCAGCUGGAUCCCGUAGCCGUACGCUUCACACAACAGCUCCUUUCCAGCCCCUCACGGAACUGCCUUCCACUGAGCAUCAUCAUCUGCAUCACCAUCAUCAUCACUCCCAAAAUCAUCCUCAUCAUCUGUCUGGUUCCCAGUCCCACCAACACCUUGACUACAGCAACCAGUUAUCACACGAUGACUUGAGACGACACAAGAAGAAAAAAAAAAAGUCCAACCGCAGAGAUUGGAGGGAGAAUAAGUGGGAACCCAACGAUGUAGUCAGAUUUGAUGGAAGAAAAAAGAAAAAGAAGAUUAGUUGUAAAAUUAGAGGGCAGCUGAUGAAAAAACAAGGCUCUCUUCGUUUGACAAUUCGAAGAGGAGGCGGAUCAGGGGGUGGUGGCUAUAAGCUUGUCAACACUGGGGGCUUGAAAGUGCAGAUCCUGUCAUCUCUUAAAGUCCCUGUAAAACGUUUUGGCUGUCCUAUAUGCCCCAUUGCUGUGUUUUCCCGUAAAGCAGGACUGCUUGUCCACAUGGCAGUAAAACACAGACAACAGUGCUCGACCACUCUGGAGCGACUGAGGUGCCGUGUAUGUGGGAAGCAGUCUAACAGAGCUUUGGCAGCCUUCAUACACCGGGCCUCCCAUCGUGCCAAAGGGACUUUCUCCUGCCGACGCUGUUCCACUCGCUUCUGGAAUGCUACACUUCUGAAACGGCACAAGGUUUCCUGCCGCCGCAGGGCCAAAGGACUGCAGCGAGGAGAUUCUAAUAGGCUGAUGCUUGCAAAGAGACCAGGAGAAAGACAGACCCACGAGGGUCAGGAGGAGAUGCCAUUCCUACAGGGACCAUACAGAUACUGAGCAUCUUUGUAUCUGGCACAGGUCGCAUUCAUGAGGGAUAUUUCAGCUCUAAAAGUAGGAGGGUGACAAAAAGGGACUUAAGAAGGCUUAUGCUGCCUUUAGGAGACUUUGCUUCAUGUCUCAGUUGACAUUUACUCUGCUGACUAUUAGAAUGAGUGUGUUAACAACUACUGUAGAGCAUUCUUUAAGAUAUGACCAGAAUUUCUUCCAGAUUAUAUUGGAAGAUGUUUUCAAAGACCUGACUGUUUCCAUUGGUUCAUUAACCCCUGAAGUGCAUUGACACUAUGCUUGGCUGACACUGUGCAGUUACUAGACAAGUUUAGGUGAAAUGACCUGCUAAUGUAUCUUCCCCCAAAACUAGAAUCCCUGCUACACCUCUUGCUGUAUGAUAAACGUCUCUGCUGUGUACUUUGUCUUGUUGUUGUUCACUUAGAGGCUCUGAGGAUUUUUUAAUAAUGUAAAGUGCAUUUAAUAGGAAUAGGGACAUUGGGACAAAGACCUUUGUUGAUAGUUUGUCAGUGCAUGUUUGUUCUCUGGUCAAGUUUUUGCUGAGGUUGUGAAACCACUCCUACAGUAUGUGAUGGUUUAUUCAGUAUAUCCCCAGAAGUUUGUAGUGAUAAACUUGAUUUGAAAGUUGCUCUAUAUUCCCUAGUGAUUUAAUCACACAUAGAUUAAAUGUCAAGUUGCUGGUACUUAGCAUUACAAGGAUCCCUCUUCUGCCAAAAUGAAGAAACUUACAAAAGCCUUGCUUAGUAUGUUCACUUUACUUCAUUUUAUUUGAGAUAUUCCUAGCUUUUAUACCAAGAGAUUGAAACAGGUUAAACAAGUGGACUGUAACACAUGUUUAUCUCACGUUAUUUGUAUGCUCUUUUUAGCAGUGAUGAUUUCUACUGUUAUCCACAGUGUGUUGAAGACAAGGACCUAUCACAAUAGAAAAAAUUGUAAAAUUCCAUGUAUUUAUGUGUGUAACCCAAUCAGUCUUCUUGCCAAUCUUAUACUUAACCCCUUUUAUGUUUUGCUUUUUGCUGAGUUGCAAUCAUAUUUUUACUGUCAAGCCUUGUAUUUUGUUUCUUAGUUUCAAGAACUUCUUGUCACUUUAUUCACAUAUGAAAUGUUCAUACCCCUGUCAAGCCUUUUUUCUUCUAAAGGAAAAUGAUAGUUUUAGUAGAUUUUUAUCACAUUAUUUACUGAGAAGUCAGUAGUUGAUUAUAUUUCAGCAAUGAAUAAACCUUAAGUGUAA
This is a messenger RNA of Cheilinus undulatus (humphead wrasse), 7648 nucleotides long. Its product is annotated as gastrula zinc finger protein xFG20-1. The coding region runs from base 2005 to 6408 and encodes 1467 amino acids. The record is from RefSeq and is a predicted model, not a curated record. Gene Ontology annotation, biological process: regulation of transcription by RNA polymerase II. Gene Ontology annotation, molecular function: DNA-binding transcription factor activity; RNA polymerase II cis-regulatory region sequence-specific DNA binding. The transcript is spliced from 4 exons. Lineage: Eukaryota; Metazoa; Chordata; Actinopteri; Labriformes; Labridae.